This is a messenger RNA of Abrus precatorius (Indian licorice), 2511 nucleotides long. RefSeq names its product aspartic proteinase oryzasin-1-like. Bases 507 to 2021 code for a protein of 504 amino acids. NCBI's taxonomy places the organism in Eukaryota, Viridiplantae, Streptophyta, Magnoliopsida, Fabales, Fabaceae. Gene Ontology annotation, molecular function: aspartic-type endopeptidase activity. Gene Ontology annotation, biological process: proteolysis; lipid metabolic process. The transcript has 14 exons. The record is from RefSeq and is a predicted model, not a curated record.
UUUAUAUUAAAUAAAUAUUUCGGUUUUGGUUAGGGUGCGAAGUUUACUCAAACAACACAACUCUUUUUCAUUAACAAGUAUCCUUCUGGAUUCGGGGAAUCUACCGAGAUGAUAUUGGUCGUACUCGUAUGCACAUUUGCAUAGUUUUCUGCUAAGUGCUCAAGUGACUUCCACUUUUAUUACCGUGCGAAAAAUAACAUUAUCCUAAGCGAAACGACGCAGAGGUUUCCAUGUAAGGUUAAUUUGGUAGUUUUAAACAUCAAAUGCACUAUAAACCAAAAAGUAAAAUAAAAGGGUAAACUUUGAUUUUGAGGGAAAAGGGAAGUGUCAAAUUGUUCAACCUUCAUUUUCAGUAGCCAAGUGUAAAAAAAUUUUAAAGACCCGUAUCAUGGUUAAAUUAUUAUAUAUGAAAAGCAUGUUAUUUCCCUAUGUCGUGUAGAAAUUGUAGGCUGUGCCUGCAGUAUUGUAUCUCGGUCAAAUACCUAUGCAUCAGAUGACUUGUAAGUAUGGGUUUCAAGCAUCUGUUGGUUGUUAUGUUGGUUUGGGCUUGGUUUGGAUCCUUGGCUUUUGCUACUUCUGCUGACGGGUUGAUGAGGGUUGGUCUAAAAAGGAGGAAUUUAGACCUUCAGAGGCUUAAAGCUGCAAGAAUCAAAGAGGCUGUUCAUGACAGAGAUUUAAGGAGUGUUAAUAAAAGUUGUUGUGUUGAAGAGGUAGUAUAUCUUAAGAAUUAUCUUGAUGCACAAUAUUUUGGGGAGAUUAGUAUUGGUUCACCCCCACAAUACUUCAAUGUUGUGUUUGACACUGGCAGCUCAAAUCUUUGGGUCCCAUCUUCCAAAUGCAUUUUCUCUAUCGCUUGCUAUUUUCAUGCCAAAUAUAGGUCGAAGAUAUCUAGCACCUAUUCCGAAAUUGGAAUACCUUGUAAAAUCCCUUAUGGCCAAGGAUCCAUUUAUGGAUUCUUUAGUAAAGAUAAUGUACAAGUUGGGGAUAUCAUCAUCAAAGAUCAAGAAUUUGCUGAGAUUACAAGAGAAGGAUCUUUGGCACUUUCAGCUCUUCCAUUUGAUGGGAUACUUGGACUUGGAUUCCAGGAAAUUUCAAUCGGAAAAGUCACACCAGUGUGGUAUAAUAUGAUAGAACAAGGACACAUAUUCCACAAAAUUUUUUCUCUUUGGCUAAAUCAAGAUCCGAUGGAAGAAAUAGGGGGUGAGAUUGUCUUUGGUGGUAUUGACUACAGGCAUUUUAAAGGUGAUCACACAUAUGCUCCACUUUCCCAAAAGGGUUAUUGGCAGAUUGAUGUGGGAGAUAUUCUACUAGCAAAUAAUUCAACAGGGUUAUGUGGGGGUGGCUGUGCAGCAAUUGUUGACUCAGGGACAUCUUCAAUUGCUGGUCCAACUGGUGUUGUAACUCAAAUUAACCAUGCCAUUGGAGCAGAAGGAUAUGUUAGUUUCGAGUGUAAAAACAUUGUCCAUAAUUAUGCGGAUUCGAUAUGGGAAUCCUUGAUUAAUGGGUUAAAUCCUGACAUUAUAUGUGUUGACAUUGGACUCUGUUCACAUAACGGAUUCUAUGCAACAGAUGAUGUUAUUGAAACAGUGGUGCAUAAUCAAAGUCGGGAUGGGUCAACAACCAGGGAGAGCCCCUUUUGUACUUUUUGCAAUAUGAUUGUCCUUUGGAUCCAAGUUCAGCUUAAGGAAAGCAAUGUAAAGGAUAAAGCAUUAAAAUAUGUGGAUGAGCUGUGUGAGAAGCUCCCAAAUCCCAAUGGACAAUCAUUUGUAAACUGCAAAACUAUUGCAUCUAUGCCAUACAUUACAUUCACGAUUGGAAACAGAUCCUUUCCACUCUCUCCAGAACAGUACAUCCUUAGAGUUGAAGAUGGCUGUUCUACUGUCUGCUAUGGUGGUUUUGUUGCUAUAGAUGUGCCUCCUCCACAGGGUCCCCUCUGGGUUCUCGGAAAUAUUUUCUUGGGGGCAUAUCACACAGUGUUUGACUAUGGCAAUCUCCGUAUAGGAUUUGCAGAAGCUGCAUAGUCAUAGUUUGGUGUUAUUGCUAUGCCAAAUUCUCUGUGAAUAAAAAAAUUGGAGUUUACGUGAUUUACAGCAGCAAAAAAUAAUAGCAGCCCCUCAGAAUUUAUCUCUUGUAAAUGGUGAAUGGUAUAUUUUAUGAAUAAGAAUUGUGAUAUCUCUGUUCACAAGGAUCACAGUGGGAGAAAGGCAGAGAAACGGAUAUAAAGGAGCAUGAUUUUCAAAGGAGAAGUGUUUGGUUAAAACUGCUUUUGUUUUACACUACUUUACAGCCCUUUAUAAAGUGUAAAAACACUUGAUAGAAGAUGGAGCAAAGAGAAGAGAAAAGCUAUGUUACUGGGUAUAGAAUAGAGUGUAAUAAAAACUGAUAUGAAAAUCGAAAUUUCUUCCAAAAAAAAAUAAAUAAAAUUGUUGGUCUCGUGUUAGUCAAGGCUUUACAAAUCAGAGAAAGUUGGUUGCCUCUCAUCACUUUUGGUAUAAAUUAUGAUUAUAUGAU